AUGCCAAAACAAAAAAAAAAUAAAAGUACGAAAAGUCCGAAGACCAAAAAACCUGCGAAAAAGACCAAAAACGGAAAUGCGUUCUUCGUUUACAGAACGUUAUUAAGUUCAGGAAGUAAUAGAAUGGAAGAUCAUUCCGUGAUCGCAAGUAGAGAAUGGAGUAAUUUGAACGAAGAACAAAAAAAAAUUUACUUUGAAAUCUACGAAUUGGUCGUCAAUAAAUAUUCAGUAGAUACGAAUGCGGAUGGUCAUCCGUUUAUCACUUUACAAUAUAAUCCAAAUAUCAAUAAAGAAGAAAGUAUCGAAUUCAACUACUCUAAUUUAAAAAGAAUUUACGAUAUGUUGUCCGAAAAGAAAUCUUCAACAGGUUUCCAAUCGAAUGACAACACAAUGGAAGAAAUUCCAACAAUACAAAAUGACAAUCUUACAAUUAAUUAUCCUUAUUAUUACGAUCAAACGCAAAUCAUUUC
Dentiscutata erythropus is the source of this 470-nucleotide messenger RNA. Lineage: Eukaryota; Fungi; Glomeromycota; Glomeromycetes; Diversisporales; Gigasporaceae. The record is from the annotation of a GenBank genome assembly.